Molecule: messenger RNA, 5452 nt
Organism: Parus major (Great Tit)
Lineage: Eukaryota; Metazoa; Chordata; Aves; Passeriformes; Paridae
Gene: NFE2L1
Product: nuclear factor, erythroid 2 like 1
Exons: 7
Coding region: 581-2851 (756 amino acids)
Biological process (GO): regulation of transcription by RNA polymerase II
Cellular component (GO): nucleus
Molecular function (GO): RNA polymerase II cis-regulatory region sequence-specific DNA binding; DNA-binding transcription factor activity, RNA polymerase II-specific
Source: RefSeq, a predicted model, not a curated record
CCCCGGGAACGGGGAGCGCACGUGGCCCCCAUUGGGGACCCCCCAAAAAAAAACCGGGGACCCCAAAACCUCCUUUGGGGCCCCCCCCAAACCUCCUCGGGGAACCGCAAGCUCCAGCCCAGGGGCUCGGCAGCUUCUCCGCGCACAGCGGGAGCCGCCCCGGCGGCGCUGGGGGAGGUGGGAGCGGGGCGGGCCCGGGAGCAUUCCCGGUAUUUUAUGGAAAACCCCUGGAGCCCGGCUGGAAACGGCGCCGAGCAGGGAAAACAGAGCCGGAUUCCUUCAGCCAGCGGGAAGUUGACGCACCAGCCUAAGAAUAGCUCGGGCAGGGGCAGCGUGGAAAGUGUUCUCGGAGCUGCUGAUGAAAUCGCAGCCGGGAGCGGAGGAGUCUUUGGACCUUCCCAUGCUCGGGACCUUUGACUCAUAAAAGGCUCCUUCAAAAAAGCGUCGGGAGCAGAAGAGGGAGAGGAAGAGGAGCCGGAGAAGGGAAGAAGGAGGUGUUGGAAGGAGCAGAGCCCGUCCCGGAGCGUGGGCAGCUGCGGGGGGACAGAGGAAGUCGCUGCAUGUGGAGUUUUCGGACAAAAUGCUCUCUCUGAAGAAAUACUUCACGGAAGGCCUGAUCCAGUUCACCAUCCUGCUCAGCCUCCUCGGCGUGCGCCUGGACGUGGACACCUACCUGAAUUCCCACCUCCCUCCCCUGCGGGAGAUCAUCCUGGGCCAGAGCUCUGCCUACACCCAGACCCAGUUCCACAACCUGCGCAACACCUUGGACGGAUAUGGCAUCCACCCCAAAAGCGUCCAGCUGGACUCUUAUUUCAGCUCCCACCGCCUGCUCAGCCAGGUGAGGGCUCUGGACAGGCUGCAGGUGCCCAGCACCGAGCUCAGUGCCUGGUUGGUGCACAGAGAUCCCGAAGGAUCCGUGUCCGGAGGGCAGCAGGAUGCUGGAGCUGCUGAUGGAGGAGUGAGGGAGAGCGGAGCUGAGCAGGGUUUUGGGGAAGAGCUGGAGGAUUUAGGAGCUGUGGCGGCGCCUGUCAAUGGAGAUCUCAGCAAAGAGGACAUCGAUUUGAUUGACAUCCUGUGGAGACAGGAUAUUGAUCUCGGCGCUGGGCGAGAGAUUUUUGACUACAGCCACCGUCAGAAAGAGAGCGAAGUGGACAAAGAGCUGAGCGAUGGGAGGGAGCGCGGGGACAGCUGGAGGAGUGCAGGGAAUGAGGUCUUGGAUAGAAUCCCGCUAGUUGAUGGAGAGACCGGGGAGAGUUUCCCUGCGCAGGUGCCCGGUGCGGAGGAUCAGACAGCGCUGUCCCUGGAGGAGUGCCUUAGGCUGCUGGAGGCCACCUUCCCUUUCGGGGACAAUUCCGAGUUCCCAGCUGCGGAUGUCUCCGCCCUGAGCGAGGCCGUGCCGGGGCAGAGCCGGGCUCCGGGCGGCCCCCCCAGCCUGCUGUCCCCUCUCCUGGCCGAGACCGAGUCCCCCUUCGACCUGGAGCAGCAGUGGCAGGACCUGAUGUCCAUCAUGGAGAUGCAGGCCAUGGAGGUGAACGGCACCGGCGCCGAGAGCCUCUACGGCGGCACCGGCGGCGACCUGCUGGCGUCCAACUACAGCCUGGCCCCCGGCACGCCCAUCAACCAGAACGUCAGCCUGCAUCAGGCCUCGCUGGGGGGCUGCUCCCAGGACUUCUCCCUCUUCAGCUCGGACAUGGAGAGCCCCUCCAUGGCGGGCGGCUCGGCCCUGCUGCAGCUGGCGCCCGACAACUCCACCGGCCUCAACAGCACCUUCGGCUCCACCAACCUGAGCGGGAUCUUCUUCCCGCCCCAGAUGAACGGCACGGGCAACGAGACGGCCGGGCCCGAGCUGCCCGACCCCCUGGGAGGGCUCCUGGACGAGGCCAUGCUGGAUGAGAUCAGCCUGAUGGACUUGGCCAUCGAGGAGGGCUUCAACCCCGUGCAGGCCUCGCAGCUGGAAGAGGAGUUCGAUUCCGACUCAGGUCUUUCCCUGGAUUCCGGCCACAGCCCCGCGUCCCUGAGCAGCUCCGAAGCCUCGUCCUCGUCGUCCUCGUCCUCUUCGUCCUCUUCCUCCUCCUCGUUUUCCGAGGAAGGCGCCGUGGGCUACAGCUCGGACUCGGAGAACGUGGACUUUGAGGAAGCGGAAGGGGCGGUUGGCUACCAGCCAGAGUACAGCAAGUUCUGCCGCAUGAGCUACCAGGACCCGGCGCAGCUCCAUUACCUGCCUUACCUGGAGCACGUCGGCCACAACCACACCUACAACAUGGCCCCGGCCGCCCUGGACCCCGAGGAGCCCAAAGCGCCCGGCGCCGGCAAGAAGAGCGGCAAGGAGAAACCCUCGGAGCUGCUGGACAAGCAGCUGAGCCGCGACGAGCACCGCGCCAGGGCCAUGAAGAUCCCCUUCACCAACGACAAGAUCAUCAACCUGCCCGUGGAGGAGUUCAACGAGCUCCUGUCCAAGUACCAGCUGAGCGAGGCGCAGCUCAGCCUCAUCCGCGACAUCCGCCGGCGCGGCAAGAACAAGAUGGCAGCGCAGAACUGCCGCAAGAGGAAGCUGGACACCAUCCUCAACCUGGAGCGCGACGUGGAGGAGCUGCAGCGCGACAAAUCCAAACUGCUCAGGGAGAAGGUGGAAUUCCUCAAGUCCAUCCGGCAGAUGAAGCAGAAGGUGCAGAGCCUGUACCAGGAGGUGUUCGGGCGGCUGCGGGACGAGCAGGGCCGGCCCUACUCGCCGAGCCGCUACGCGCUGCAGUACGGCAGCGACGGCAGCGUGCUGCUGAUCCCCCGCGCGCCCGCGCCCGCCGAGCCGCAGCCGCGGCGCCAGGAGCGCAAGCAGAAGGACAGGAGGAAGUGAAGGCGGCGGCGGAAGGGAGAGCUGGGAUGAGGGCCGAGCCUGGAAGCGCUUGCGGAGGGAACUUUGAUGCCUUCUUAUCCGAUUCUGUCUUCUCGAAGCGGCGCCGCCGCCGGGGACUCUGCGGCCGUCCCGAAAUACAAAAAGGGGGGGACGGAGCCUUCGCCCCCCUCUGAGCCCAGCUGCCACCGCCCAGCCCCGAGGUGCUGGGAGAGCAGGGACGAGCUGGCAUCGCUGCUGGGGAGGUUGGCACGAGGUGGAUAAAACAAAAACAAAAAAAAAAAUAACAAACUACUGUUAGGAACUGGCUUUAAAUAAGAGAAAAAAACAAAAAAACCCCACAAAAAAAAAAUUCCUGAGAAAAGAACAACAAAAAAAAAAGAGAUUUAAGCGAAGGGACUUCAAGUUAUAGGAGAGAUGUUUUUCUGAACUUCCAAAGUUCUGUGAUUUCAGGUAGUUGGUUGUUUUUAUUUUAUUUUUUUUCCUUUUUUUUUUGCUGGUUCUUUUUUGGUUUUGUUUUUCUCUUUUUUUUUUUUCUCCUUUUUUAUUAUUUUUUAUUUUUGUUUGUUUUUUUUUUCCUUUUAUCCCGACCCCGUUUUUGGCGCCGUCGAGAGAUUCCGGAUUUCUCCUUCCUCGAGCACCCGAGAUCACAGCAGGGCACACGUGGAGAGACACAAAAAAAAAGUGGAAAGACACAAAAAAAAAGUGGAAAGACACAAAAAAAAGUGAAGAGACACAAAAAAAAGCGACUUUCAUUAACCCCUUCCCGCCCGAGGAAACUCAAACCUCGGAGGGGGAGGUAAAAAAAAAAGCGACAAAACCAUCCCGGAAAGGAAAAUUUAAAAAAUUUAAAAAAUUAAAAAAGAAAGGAGAACGAGCAGGGAAAUCCACGGAGCUUUGGGAAGAGCGGGAUUCUCAAGGAUCCCCCGGGAAAAGCUCAAUUUCCUGGGAAUUUGGGCAGGAAUUUGGGGUCGGGAAGGGCGGUGACCUCGCGGUGUCACCUCGAGCGUCCCCAUCCCGUAACCGCGCUCGGGUUUUUUUAAUGGGGUGGGGGAAAAGCGGUUCCAACCUCGAUUUUAUUUUAUUUUAGAUUUUUUUGCCCUUCACCCCCUUUUAGGGUCUAGAAGUGCUUGUGUUAAGUAAAAAAAACCCCCAAAAACCUAAAAAAAACCCCUAAAAAACCUAAAAAAAAAACCCUAAAAAAUCUAAAAAAAACCCCUAAAAAUCUAAAAAAAAAAACCCAAAAAAACCAAAAAAAAAACCCUAAAAAACCCCUAAAAAACCUAAAAAAAAAUUUUAAAAAAACACCAAAAAAAAGAAGAAGGGAGAAGCCCAAAGGUUGAAAGCUGCUCAAUGUUCUCUUUGCCAUAUUCCGUGUAACCGUGUGAUCACAUUAUAGGAUUCUCUUCUGUCCCCAGAGGUGUUGGUCUGAAUUCCUGUUUUUGUUUUUGAUUCUUCAGGAGGGGGGUGGGGGUAGUGCCUUGAUCACUGUUCAGGUCUCCACACCUUGGAGAUCAUCCUAGAGCUGGAUUUCCGUUAUAGCACAGCUGGGAGCGUUCGGACUUUACCAGCAACCAGAAAAAAAAAAUAAAAUAAAUAAAAAAAAAUUUAAAAUAAAAAUGAAAUAGAAAUGAAAAAAAAAAAAAAAGAGAAAAAAAUAAAAUAGUUAAAAAAAAAAAAUUAAAAAAAAAGGAAAAAAAAAGCUUAAAAAUGAAACAAAAAUAAAGAACGGCUUUUCCGAGCCGGUCCUGUGCAUGGGAUCUGAGGGGGAUUCCGGGGAUCCAGAGAGGAUUCCAGGGAUCCAAGGGGGAUUCCAGGGAUCCAAGGGGGAUUUCAGGGAUCCCAGGAGGAUUCCAGGGAUCCAAGGGGGAUUCCAGGGAUCCAAGGGGGAUUCCAGGGAUCCAGAGAGGAUUCCAGGGAUCCAAAGAGGAUUCCAGGGGUCUGAGAAGGAUUCAAGGGAUCUGAAGAGGAUUCCAGGGAUUCCAGCUGGAUUCCAUGGAUCCGAGGAGGAUUUCAGGGAUCUGAAGAAGAUUCCAGGGAUCCGAGGGGGAUUCCAGGGAUCCAAAGAGGAUUCCAGGAGGAUUCCAGGGAUCCCAGGAGGAUUCCAGGGAUCCAGAGAGGAUUCCAGGGGUCCGAGGAAGAUUCCAGGGAUCUGAGAAGGAUUCCAGGGAUCCAAAGAGGAUUCCAGGGAUCCCAGGAGGAUUCCAGGGAUCCCAGGAGGAUUCCAGGGUGGUCGUUCCCCCUGGAGCAGCAGCAGGGAAAAGCCCUCUUGGCAAGACGUGUGUGGGUUUGUGGGAAUGGUUUCCAGGUUUGCUUUGGUUUCUGUUUUUGGGGAAUGUUUGGAGCUGGGAUUGGCUGGAUGGGACCCCCCCCCCCCUCCAGCUUCCCGGGAAUGAAGCACAAGUUGGGAUUUGGGGAGGUUGGAAUGGAGAGAGAGCCCUGUGCGUGUGUUUUAAAUUAUUUCCUUUUUGUUUGUUUCCUCUUAGAAACUUCUUUUGGUUUGGUUUGUUUUUUUUUUGGAAUGAUCUGUGACCUGUCAGGGAGAGAAGAGAGAUUGUUGUGAGCACAGGACAGAAAAUAAAAAACGGCUUAUUCACUGUACCA